Molecule: messenger RNA, 1841 nt
Organism: Bufo bufo (common toad)
Lineage: Eukaryota; Metazoa; Chordata; Amphibia; Anura; Bufonidae
Gene: CMKLR2
Product: G protein-coupled receptor 1
Exons: 3
Coding region: 590-1648 (352 amino acids)
Biological process (GO): inflammatory response; positive regulation of cytosolic calcium ion concentration; phospholipase C-activating G protein-coupled receptor signaling pathway
Cellular component (GO): plasma membrane
Molecular function (GO): G protein-coupled receptor activity; complement receptor activity
Source: RefSeq, a predicted model, not a curated record
AGACAGUACUGCUAUGAUGACAUGUGGUAUGCGCAAAAUGCGUAAGCAUGAGGACACCAAUGAGUUUUAAUGGAAUUUUAAAAGUUAUGUUUUAAUUGCUGAUUGCUGAAUAGUGUUGAGCGGCAGGGGAAAUAUUCGAUAUUAUAUAAUAUAUAUAAUAUAUGGCUGAAUAUUUGUCAUAUAUUCGUGAAUUCGCUAUCUUCGUUCACAUUUUUUUUUUCACUACUAAAAUCGCAAUAUAAAAUUUGCUUAAUGCGCAUGGGCAAAAAGGACCGUGGCCUAGCAACUGUUUUCGAACUACCCGAAGUUUGAGGAGAUUGGAAAAGAUGGUCGGAAGCAAUUUUCGAGACAGUGAGGAAGAACUCCUGAUUACUCGCAUGUUGGAGCGGGGCUAUGACCGGACCCGGGUCCACGCUGAGAAGCAGGCCAUUGUAAGUGAGAUCCGUUCCGAGCUCAAGAGGAAGUUUAAGGGCAAUCACCCUAGGAUGGCCAUAUAAAAAAAAAAUGGUCGGAUUUGAAGAGGAGAAAUUCGGAGCGGAUCAGAGAGAUGCGUGACAGAAUAUGCCCAGCCAGCUACACAAAUUAGAACAUGAACUCGACGAUAAACGACUCUGCCAUCGAUGACCUCUACAAUUAUAUGUAUGAUUAUGACGACUUUGAAGAGGGACCUCACAAUGAAGUACAAAUGCAUGCACUCCAUGUGGCAUCUCUAGUGAUUUACUCGCUAGCCUUUCUUCUCGGGGUACCAGGGAAUGUCAUGGUUAUCUGGUUCACUGGAUUUAAAUGGAAGAAAACUGUAAGCACUAUCUGGUUUCUCAAUCUGGCCGUUGCAGAUUUAAUCUUUGUAUUGUUCCUGCCACUGCACAUCACAUAUGUGGCUACCAACUUCCACUGGCCUUUUGGGAAGCUACUUUGCAAACUGAAUUCUUUCAUUGCUAUUCUAAAUAUGUUUGCAAGUGUAUUCUUUCUAACAGUAAUUUGCCUGGACAAAUACAUAUCGUUGGUUUGGCCAAGCAUACAGAGGCAUCGGACAGUGAAGAUAUCAGGAGUUGUAAGCGGCUUUGUGUGGUCGAUAGCUACUUUUAUUGCUAGCCCUUCCUUGUACUUCAGAGACACAGAGAUGAAGAGGUCUACUAUUGUAUGCUUCAACCAUUUCCAUGAAACAGAUUACUUUAUUGUCCACAAGAUCCAUACCUCACUAACUCUGGUAAAGUUUUUCGUUGGGUAUCUCUUCCCUUUGCUAACCAUGGUUACCUGUUAUACAAUCCUAUCCAUCCGGAUGAAGAGACGAGCCACACAAACAAACAGUAAAUUCUUCUGGAUGGUCCUAGCUAUUGUGGUCGCCUUUUUCCUUUGUUGGACUCCUUAUCACAUAUUUAGCUUGCUGGAAUUGCAUAUUCACCAUAGUGACGCAUAUAGUGAGUGGCUUAGGAUUGGAAUCCCCAUUUCUACUAGCCUGGCCUUUGUUAACAGUUGCGUUAAUCCCAUCCUUUAUGUUCUAAUAAGUAAAGCAUUCCGGACACAUUUAGAGGCCUCGCUAGCAGAGAUAUUUAAGAACACAAUACGAGACAUUAGCCAGACAGGCAUUAAAAGUGAUGACAUGGUCCUCUCGGAGAACAAUUUUACACUUCUUGAAACAAUGACUUGAAGCACAUGAAUAUAAAAAAGUUAUAUAUAUUAUCUAAAUCUAGAUAUUAUAUCAAUAUGUAAAUUGUCUAUCAGAUACUUUUAGGAAUUAUAUAAAUACGAUUUUAAACAUUCAUACGUGUUAUAUGACGGCAUAAGACACUCAUAUACUGCAGAUAACAGACCUACAACUAUUUCCAUAGUAAAAGAGGGCU